Molecule: messenger RNA, 1826 nt
Organism: Benincasa hispida (wax gourd)
Lineage: Eukaryota; Viridiplantae; Streptophyta; Magnoliopsida; Cucurbitales; Cucurbitaceae
Source: RefSeq, a predicted model, not a curated record
UCCCGCUACUGUAACGGCAAAACCUUAAUUAGAAACGCCCUCAAAAGCUUUAACAUGAAAAUAAAUAUGAAGAGAACUUCCAAUUCAUUUUGUUGAGACCGAUUCGUCUUCUUCCUCUUCUACUGAAAAUUUUUCUCUGUUGCUUUUGUUCAUCUUCAACUUUAUUCACACCACAAGGCCAGGCGAUCUCUGAAGAAGGAUUUCUUUUCACUUUUGGAACUGGUUUUCCUCGUGAUUCCGAGGUCGCGGAACAGAUCUUGUCAUCUUUGAUUCUUCAUAUCUGAAAACGUAGACUGGUGAAAGUUUUCUAGUACUCAGUGUUCUACAAGCACUUGCGAGUGAUUGCUGUUCAAGUUGAUUCUUCAUUUUUAACUCUUCAAGUUACUUCAACUUUAAGAGCCGUUCUCAUUUUGUACAUCUGAGACUAAGAUCAUCUUUACAACUUGGAGGAUUGUAGAUAGCAUGGGAAUCCUUUAUCGCAGUUCUGUGAAUAGAAAGCCAAACGAGAGCAUGAGGCUUAUUAUAAUAACUUUUAUGGGAGUAUUUUUGGGCUUUUUGAUAGGAAUAUCUUUCCCAACAUUAUCACUAACAAAGCUAGGUAUCCCUUCUGGCCUUAUCCCGAAAAUUGACCAGAUAUAUAAUACUGACCUAAAAUCUGGCUCAUCUACGGAAGCACCUCAAAAUUUUCCAUCUAAUACAAGGAAUGGUAGUGGAGACUCGAAUAAUUCCCGAAAUCUGAAUGGUACCUCAGAGAUUUGGGUUCCAUCAAAUCCUAGGGGAGCAGAAAGACUAGCCCCAGGAAUUGUUGCAGCUGAGUCAGACUUCUAUCUACACAGAUUGUGGGGUAAUCCCAAUGAGGACUUAACUACGAAACCAAAUUACCUUGUGACCUUCACUGUCGGUUAUAAGCAGAGAGAGAACAUUGAUAAAGCAGUAAAAAAGUUUUCAGAGAACUUCACGAUUCUUCUGUUUCAUUAUGAUGGCCAAACAACAGAAUGGGAUGAAUUUGAAUGGUCGAAACGAGCAAUUCACGUGAGUGCUCGAAAGCAGAGUAAAUGGUGGUAUGCCAAGCGAUUUUUGCACCCUGACAUUGUGGCACCUUACGACUACAUCUUUAUGUGGGAUGAAGACCUGGGAGUUGAGAACUUCGACGCCGAAGAAUACAUAAAGUUGGUGAGGAAGCAUGGCUUGGAAAUUUCACAGCCUGGUUUAGAACCUACCAGAGGGUUAACAUGGCAGAUGACAAAGAAGAGGGAUGGUCUUGAAGUUCAUAAAGAUACGGUUGAACGGCCAGGAUGGUGUACUGAGCCAAAUUUGCCUCCCUGUGCUGCUUUUGUAGAGAUCAUGGCUCCAGUUUUCUCACGAGAAGCUUGGCGUUGUGUCUGGUAUAUGAUUCAAAACGAUUUAAUCCAUGGCUGGGGUCUUGAUUUUGCCGUUAGAAAAUGUGUAGAGCCUGCACAUGAGAAGAUUGGAGUUGUAGACGCUCAGUGGAUCGUUCAUCAAGGUCUUCCCUCCCUCGGAAGCCAGGGAGAAACUCAAAAUGGGAAAGCGCCAUGGCAAGGGGUGAGAGAAAGAUGUCGGAAGGAGUGGACAAUGUUUCAAAGUCGGUUAGCAAAUGCGGAGAAAGCGUAUUUCAAGUCUUUGGGGAUUGAUUCUUCAAAUUCAGCCAAACAGUAGGACUCCAUUAGAUUCUAUACAAAUCCAUUAGUAGCCAUAGUUCCCUUACCAUUUCUCAUUGAGUUGUGUAAAUUCGUUAAACAUUAUAAUAAUCAUUACGUUUAGAAUCUUUCAUACAUGGAACUUAUACAUUAUAUUUAGAUAUCUAA